Molecule: messenger RNA, 1280 nt
Organism: Spodoptera frugiperda (fall armyworm)
Lineage: Eukaryota; Metazoa; Arthropoda; Insecta; Lepidoptera; Noctuidae
Product: non-structural maintenance of chromosomes element 3 homolog
Exons: 5
Coding region: 101-769 (222 amino acids)
Cellular component (GO): nucleus
Source: RefSeq, a predicted model, not a curated record
AUGUCAAACACACGAAAACGAAAUAUAUUAUCAGUUAUCAGUACAAAAUACUCAAAAUAGUAGAAUUUCUGCGAGAACUUAACAUUUUAACAAGUUUACAAUGAGUCAAAGGCGCAACAGGCAAUCUAAUGCAGAAGUUGAUGUAUCAGCACUUGAAGAUGCGAUCAAGGAAUGUGUUCGGUACAUUAUUUGUCGAGAAGGCAGUAAAAUACCGAUCAAAAGAAGUGAAGUUUCUAAACAUCUUAAUGCAACAUGUCAAACUUCUCCCAAUCAAGUAAACAGUGUUUUAAUUGAGGCUAACAAGAUAUUGAAACGGGUUUAUGGCUACAAAUUAGUUCAAGUGGAUGCCCAAAGUGGUGUGCCAUACAUAGUAGUGCUAACAGAAGAAUGUGAAUCCCUGCCGUCGCCUGUCACAGAUGUCCAACACAGAACUGUACUGAUUGCUGCACUCAUGCACAUCUUUAUGACGGGAGCUCCAAUCAAAGAAGAUGAAAUGUGGAAAUUCCUAACUGAAGCGGGCCUAAUGGAGAAUGAGAAUGACCAAACAGUUAGGAAACUACUGACCCAUACAUUUACUCGGCAAAUGUACUUACAGUAUACGAAGGAAGGCGAGGAUGACCUUGCUCGGAAUGUCUUCCAAUGGGGCGCGCGUGCUGUUGAAGAAGUACCGAAACCAUUUCUUCUAGGCAAAAUGGCGGAGGCGUUUCAAAAAGAACCCGAAUAUUGGGGUGAGCAGUACAAAAACGCACAUCAAGAUACAGAAGUCUGAAUAUUGUGUAAAAGUGAAAUAAUUGCAACUAAGUAUUAAUGUUACUUACAAAAUGUGAUAAAAUAUAACUUAAGUCUUUGUUUGAACGAAAUACUUUCAUAAUGGUUAGGUCAUUUUAAAGAGAGCUAGCUUAUCUGUGCCCUUAGUAUAACGGAGUUCUGAUUGGCCGGCGCAAAUGAACCAACCAAUCUCGUUUCGUUUUCGUUGAACGUAAAGCAAACUCAUACUAAGGGAACUGGUCAGGAAACAAGUACAUAAAGCAUAUUUUCUUAGACUUCUUUUAAUGUAAGUGUAAUGUGCGAUGAGAUUAGGCUGUUCCUAAUGAUUUAUUAAAAAGAUACGAUAGUUCGCAAUUCUUUCUAGAGCUUGCCCCUUUUUUAGUAGAAUUUCUAUUCAUCUAUGAAAGAAUUUGAUUCAAUCAAUAGAGCAAGAUUUUAUUUUUGAUUUGGUAACUGGCCUAAUUUCAUUUUGUAUGUGUUAAAAAUGACAUUAUUAAUGAAUAAAUAAGUUG